GGGAAGUCCCGGUUUGGGACUGAGCGGGGAAAGCGGAGGCUCCUCCUCCCCCCAUCCUCCGCCUCUUUCCUCCCGGGUGCCUUCCGCCGCUGCUGCUCCUCCUCCUCCGGCUGCGGGUCGGCCAUCGCUGGGUCUGAGAAGCCGGGAGCCGUUUGCAGGCACCCACUUGCAAGCUCCCCUGAGCGGCCACUGGCAGUGUGGGGCAUGGCAGCAGUGUGGCAACAGGUGCUGGCUGUAGAUGCACGGUACAACGCAUACCGCACCCCCAACUUCCCGCAAUUCCGCACGCAGUACAUCCGCCGGCGCAGCCAGCUGCUGCGGGACAACGCCAAAGCCGGCUACGACCCCUCGCUUCGUAAGCAGUACCUCCGGCUGCGCAGCCAGCUCCUGGCCCAGCGCUACGGCCCCCUCUCAGAACAGAGCAGCUUCCGUGCAUACAGCAACAGCAUUGUCCGAAGCAGUCGCACCACCCUUGACCGCAUGGAGGACUUUGAUGAAGACCCAAGAGCACUGGGUGCCCGUGGCCACCGCCGCUCUGUCAGCCGAGGGUCCUACCAGCUGCAAGCUCAAAUGAACCGAGUCGUCUACGAUGAGAGACCCCCAGGCAGUGUUGUACCUACUUCGGUGGCAGAAGCCAGUCGUGCCAUGGCCGGGGAUACUACACUGAGUGAGAACUAUGCUUUUGCUGGCAUGUACCACAUCUUUGACCAGCAUGUGGAUGAGGCUGUGCCCAAGGUUCAAUUUGCCAAUGAUGAUAAACACCUACUAGCCUGCUGCUCACUGGAUGGCACAAUUUCAGUGUGCCAGUUGGUACCCACUCCCCCAGUGGUGCUGCGGGUGUUGAAGGGACACAGCCGUGGUGUGUCUGACUUUGCCUGGUCCCUCUCCAAUGACAUCAUUGUUUCCACGUCACUUGAUGCUACAAUGCGCAUUUGGGCUACAGAGGAUGGCAAGUGCAUCCGGGAGAUUCCCGAUCCAGAUGCCUCUGAGCUACUGUGUUGCACUUUCCAGCCAAUGAACAACAAUCUCACGGUGGUGGGGAAUGGAAAGCACAACAUCCAUGUGGUGAACAUCUCAACAGGGAAAAAAGUGAAGGGUGGCUCAAGCAAGCUAACUGGCCGGGUCCUCUCACUGUCCUUUGAUUCUCCUGGCCGUAUUCUCUGGGCAGGAGAUGAUAAAGGCAGUGUAUUUUCGUUCCUCUUUGACAUGGCAACAGGAAAACUGACCAAGGCCAAACGUCUGGUGGUAAAUGAGGGCAGUUCUAUCACCAGUAUCUCAGCCCGCUCCUGGAUCAGUAGAGAAGCACGGGACCCAUCUCUCCUCAUCAAUGCAUGUAUUAACAAACUGCUGCUAUAUAGGGUGGUGGACAACGAAGGAACCCUCCAGCUUAAGAGAAGUUUCCAGAUACAGCAGAGCUCACAUCCUGUCCGCAGCAUCUUUUGCCCUCUCAUGUCCUUCCGCCAAGGAGCUUGUGUUGUGACCGGCAGUGAGGACAUGUGCGUCUACUUCUUUGAUGUGGAGCGUGCCACUAAGGCCAUUGUUAACAAACUGCAGGGUCACAGCGCUGCUGUGCUGGAUGUCAGCUUCAACUGUGACGAGAGCCUUUUGGCAUCCAGUGAUGCCAAAGGUAUGGUUAUUGUCUGGAAAAGAGAACAAAAGUAGCAUUCUUUCCCCUGACAAAUGCAGGGAAGUAUUUGAUUACAUUGCCAUAACUGAGGUGGACUCCAAAAGAGAAGCACAAGGGUCUGUUUCUUUUCCACUUGCUGUGUUUUUUCCUGUCUCCUAUAGCUAGUAAAGAACUGAGUAUACCUCUACACACCAGUACCCAUUAUGUCAGUGGUGGGGCUAGUUACAGCAGACAACGGAAUCAGGUUAAUACGAUGAGAAGUUGUUUUAUUGUGGUUGUAAUGUCCAGAUGGUGUUCUGUUGAUUACAGCAGCCAUCAUGGUUUUCUGACAGUUAAGGGCUUCUCUUAACUGCUGGCUGUCAGAAUAGGAUUUGGAACUCCAGGGAUUCAUUUUCUGAUUAAUCAGCAUAGAAUUUAAUGUCUAAAGUUCUAUUUACUAACAUUCUACACCCUGCUGGUGCAAAGCAGUUCUUAUGUUCUAACGAUGGCUUCUUCCAUCUUGGAAAAAGUGGUGACCAGAAAUAUUUACACAGCAUGAAUCAAAAUGCAAUGCUCAGUAUUAACCUCACAUCCAGACGUUCUCUUUUGCUUCUGUCUAAUGCCACUGAGCUGUGUACUUUGAAGGAUCAGCUUGAGUUACUAGUCUGUCUGCUGAAUCUCUGAACUCUGGAGCAUUAACUUUGUGAACAAACUUCCCAGGAACAGAAUAGAAUUCCACUCGUUUGUAUGUACAUUGGGCUGUUAGCAACUGCAUGUUUCUCCAGCCAACUUCCAGUGGCUGGAUGUCUUCCUAGUUUGGGAUAGCCAAUGAACAGAAGAUUUACCUCCCUAUCAACACUGACCAUUUCAAAUAUUGCUAAUAAUGUGUUUGGAGUUUACAAAGCUUCUUUUUGGAAUAUUCCCAAAAGCUGUAUGCAAAAAACAGGUGCUCUGAGAAGCUAAGGUCUGCAAGCAUGUGGAGUCUUAAAUUGAAAUGAAUACUACUUAAUGCAGUUACAUUUUGUCACUUAUCUUCUACAGCAUGUAUGGCAUUGUAAACGAGUGGGGAGGGGAGUAGUUGUAUAGAAAUACUUUUGUAUUGUGGCUGUGGUUGUCUGUUUCCUUGGCUUUAUUCUCUUUUCUGUGAACUAGGAGAAAAUGUUUCUAAAUCCCUGUUACGAGAAAAGGUGACAGCCAAAUAGAUCUUUUCUUGCUAAGUAUCCAAAAGAUAAUAGUAGAGUUAGAGAUGCUUGAAAGCUCAUUAUCUUAAUGUCACCAUAUAAAGAAGCAUGAGCUGAGCUGAAAUCUGGUCCCAUCUUUGAAUCAAACUGCACAGCCUAAUGGCAGAGAAAGAGAUCUGUGAUUGUGUAAAUGAGGGAAUACAAUUUAUAUUAGCAUAGAUUAAGUAAUGCUUCUAGCAUAAAAUGUAAUUAUUCAGCUCGAGUUUCAGGUAGGGAAUAAAGAACUAAAUUUAGUUGACAAGGGAGUGCCGAAGAACCUAUGGCCCUCUAUAUGUUGUUGGAUUCCAUCUUCCUCCUUCCUAACCAUUGGGUGUGACUGAUGUGAGCUGGAAUUCAAUAUCAGGAUGCCCAAAGAUCCCCCUCCUGCUGUAAAGGGACAUAAUCAAAAAGCAUGGAGACUUCUGAAAGGAGUUCCUAUAAUUUAAGAUAUGUUUUAGCAAAAGCUUCACAUGGAUGCUGUGCUAACAGAUUAAAUAACUCUACUCUUCAUGACUGCUAUCUGAAACUUGCCUUAGUUCCAGUUUUAACAAAUAAACAAUGAUAUCUGA
Anolis carolinensis (green anole) is the source of this 3395-nucleotide messenger RNA. RefSeq names its product WD repeat domain 13 (gene wdr13). Gene Ontology annotation, molecular function: promoter-specific chromatin binding; protein binding. NCBI's taxonomy places the organism in Eukaryota, Metazoa, Chordata, Lepidosauria, Squamata, Anolidae. The coding region runs from base 205 to 1662 and encodes 485 amino acids. The record is from RefSeq and is a predicted model, not a curated record. The transcript has 10 exons. Gene Ontology annotation, cellular component: nucleus.